Humulus lupulus (European hop) is the source of this 864-nucleotide messenger RNA. RefSeq lists its product as uncharacterized. The transcript has 3 exons. The record is from RefSeq and is a predicted model, not a curated record. NCBI's taxonomy places the organism in Eukaryota, Viridiplantae, Streptophyta, Magnoliopsida, Rosales, Cannabaceae. Bases 38 to 418 code for a protein of 126 amino acids.
UAAUUGUUCAAUAUUAUUGUCUUUAGUACCGAAUAUUAUGUAUAUGCAGGGUGAGAGUAGUUCUCAGUCAUUGCCACUUAGCUCUGCACUAUUAAAGGGUGAUGUUCAGAUGAAAAUGAUUGGUCCGUUUAAUGCAAGUGCCCCGAUACUUGACGAUCCUGAUAUUGCGUCACUGGUUGAAUUUAUUUUUGACCCAGUUGUACCUGAUGAAAUAUUGGUGGAGACGGAUUUUAAUUUCCUCAAUAGAGAUUUGAUUAGAAGCUUGGGUCCGGGUAAGAAGGUGAUGGGUGAGGUGAACACACGUGCAGCUCUGCUAGUGUCAGCAGAAGACGGAAGAGCUUGGUAUUUGAAUACAAGAUUGACAGUAGGUUGGUCUAUUCAUUGGUUAGUUUGGUUGUUUGGGCCCGAUAAAUACUAAAUUCGACUAUAUCACAACACAGGUAGCUGGAAUUAGCAUUAAUAGUUUAUUCCCAGACAAUGGUCGUGAUGAUUCUGCGCGGAAGUUUUACUUUGGUGAUUUGAAGAAAUGUCAGCAUGUAUGUUCCCCUUACAAACUUUGUACUGUUCUCUUGUGCACUAAUAUUAAAUAUUAGUAAUGUUAUGUUUCUGAGUUGCAGAUUUUUAUUCCAAUCCACAAUGACAAAAUAGAACACUGGUUGCUUUUUAUAGUACACAUCGGUGAUGGUAUUGUAGAAAUAUGUGACUCGAUGUUGGACAAACAUGGGUCGUCAACUGGAAGUGGUCUUGUGAAAAUGGUGAUAAGUGUAACUUAGAUUUUGGUGUGGGAUUAAGUUAAUAGUUGCAAAAUAAGAAUGGUAUUUUAAUGAAAUGUUUUAUUGUUAAAUUUGGAAGAGAACUAGUUAA